AUGGCCAGUCCAGUCAUCAACCCAUUUGGUGCGCGUGGUCAGAGAGGAGCAGCUACCAAUUCGUCUACGACAGGUCGUGGCCGAGGAGCAACAUCUGCUCGGGGCUCGCAGUUUCAACCAAGAGGCUCCAGUGCUCCAAGAGGGAAAUUUGUCAACCGAGGACGAGGCGCACCACCAUUUCGUGGCCGGGGCCGUGGACGUGGAGCUGGCGCUGGCGCUACGCCCACGAGUACACCGCAUUUAGGAGCACCGGCUGCGACACCCAAUUCUUCUCAGUCACAACCGAUAAACUCCCCUUUCGCCCAGUUGAACCAAAAUAAAACGCCUUCAAACCCUUUUGGAGCAGUACAGGCCCAAAUGAAUUCGUCGUUUGGGGGCUCACAGCAGGGAUCUGCCCGCCCUAUCUCUCCAGGCAGUCAGAAUGCGAACCCAGCUGGGCGAGGUUUGCGAAACGUUUCCGUGGAGGAUGCGACGAAGCAAGCUCAAUAUCAUGAGCGCUACGACCAGCUUAAACUCGACCGCGCCAAGCAAAGACAACAUGCCAUUAAGGCCGGCCAAAUGGCUGACCCGAACCAACCCACGUCACUCAAUAAAGCCAUCACGCCAGUGGGCACCUGUACUAGCAUGUGCCCUGAAUUCGAACGUGUUGAGCGCAUUGUGCAAAAGAUGGUGGACAAGAGCGAAAAGUACCUUCACCCAUCAACAGGAACUCUCCAAAAUAUGGAGACCAAGAUGCUGAAGCGAUUUCGACGUUCAGCUGCAGGAUAUGAUGAGCAGCUUCCUUCUGAUAUCCGGACUCCAAACACCUUGUUGCAAAGUACGAACUAUCUCAUCCGUCAUAUUGUCGGUGGCCGCGAGCCGUUAGGAAUCGUCCACAAGUUUGUCUGGGACCGUACACGAUCGAUUCGCAACGACUUCUCCGUCCAGCAAGUUACGCAAGACAAUGAUGUGAGGACUGCAGUCAUCUGUAUGGAGAGAAUUGCUCGAUUUCAUAUUGUCUCACUUCAUAUUCUAUCCGGCCCAGCGAACGAGGAGCCUUUCGACCGUCACCAGGAGAGAGAACAGUUGAACAACACCAUGCUUUCAUUAAUGUACUACUAUGAUGAUAAUCGUGACCGUAUCGAUUUCCCAAACGAAGAUGAGUUUCGCGCGUACCUUAUCAUCUUCUCCAUCCAUGACCAGCGACCGGAUCUCGAAGCUCGUGUUUCAAAAUGGCCUCCUUCCCUUUUGAAGUCCCCACGCGUGCAAGUCGCAUUGGAGCUUUAUGCAGCUGCUUGUAAUACCUGGGAGUACCAAGGGACUUUGGAUGCACGAAGACCCAACGCUAUUGCGCAGGGACUUUAUGCUCGUUUCUUCAAUAUCAUCAACUCGCCAAGUGUCUCCUAUUUAAUGGCAUGUGUUGCUGAAAUUUACUUCGGCUAUGUUCGCCAGACAGCCAUUCGGGGUAUUUGGAAAGGCUACUGCAAGACGCCCCUGUCACAACAACACAAGAAUGAGGAAUGGACGGUCGAGGAAUUAACAAAAGUGUUACAUUUUGAUGAUGAUGAACAGACGGUCAAGUUCUGCGAGGAACAAGAUUUGCAAUUGGCAGAAAAUGCGAACGGGGUGCUCUUUCUCAACUGGGGCAAUCGUCCUGUUGAUUCUAUCCAGUUCUCGCCUUCUUCGGAUCACGCUUAUUCGAAUUAUUGUGUGGAAUCCAAGAGAAUAGGAAGAAAUUUAGUCGCUGUUAUUCUGGGUAUGAGCGUGCAAGAGGCCGCUAAACUGGGCAUGAUCGACAAGUCACAGUUACAUGAAGUUACAGCCAUUUCGGAAAGUGCCGCUGGUGGCGAGGACGAAUCUCUUUUUGUUAGCGCCGAGGGUAAUUUGACGCCUGCCCCCGUGGUAGAGCCAAAUACCUCCACCCUGGAGCCUGACCACCCCAUGGAAUCUCCUGCAACCAACGUCUACAAUGUCUUUCAGAAACCUGCAUCACCAGAUAAUAGCGCUUUACUUGGUGCAGAUCAGUCAGCCACCCCACCAAGCAUUUCUACGCCGCAGCCUCCCGAUACUGUGGCCCAGUCUCCUUUCGCGUCCAUAUCCUUUGGAAACACUGCAGCGAACAAGGCCGAAGCAACGGGGGUGAUCGGCUCUACUCCAUCUCCUUUUGCGAUAGGUACAAGCCAAAAUUCUGCGUCGGCACCCUCGCAGUCUACCCUCUCUUUUUCCAAGCCGACAGAACCAGCGUCAACCUCUGUGUUUGCGCCGACGGCAUCUAGUCAGCCGCCUAAGUCGUCUCCUUUCGGUGGUUUAUUCCAGCCCACGUCAGGAUCUACACCCUCGACCGCAGCUCCAAACCCAUUUGCUGCAUCUUUAUCUUCGUUCACAAGUCCUCAAUCCUCCUCCCCAGCUACUCAGGCUGCUACCCCUGCCAUCGAUCCAAGUACCCAACAACCUACUCCCUCAGUUCCUACCUCAAAUCCCUUCUUCCCCUCCAGUGGAUCCAAAGAUUCUAGCUCUUCAGAAGUCCCUGCACCUCCUGCACCCAAAGAUUCUUCGAUCUUCGCAGCUGUGAACCCCCUCUUUUCUUCGACUGAGCCAACGAUUUUCAAAAAUACGCAAGAUGAAUCUCCCAAACCAUCGUUAUCCGGAGGUCUGUUUACUGGAAAUGGUGCAGCUAAGAAGACCAUCGAAGAUUCGAGCAAGUCCGAUCAAGUCGAAGAAAAGCCACUGGCAAGCGCCAGUCUUUUUGGUCCACCAUCAACAACCCCUCCAUCUUUCGCCGCUCCGACAUUCCAAGCACCCAAGCCAUUCUUCCCAUCCUCGAGUACUCCAGAGUUGACCGAGAACAAGACCAAGAAACCCGCCACAAUAUUUUCACAGCCAAUAACCUCCCCAUCGGCCAUCUCUCUUAGCCAACCUAUAAAGAGUACAUUAAACGAAGAAAAACCACAGAGUUUGGCAUCUGCGCCCCCUGAGGCGGUCUCGAUGGGCCGACUGGCUCCUUGGAAUCCUCUCUGUCAUCGCGAGACUCUCUUACGCCCACCAACAAGCGGAAGUUCUCAGAUGGGCCUACAGGCAAUUUACGAGACAGAAGAAGAAGAACGAGCCGCUUGGCACAGAAUUCUUAAACGUGUCGAGGAGAAACAAGCACGGAAGAAGGCCCGUCAACUUGAGCAGGAACAGCAACGCCAGCGUGAGCGGGAACGGGAACGGCAGCGGGAGCUUGAGCAAGCAAAGAAUCGGAAAAGGGCAUUGGAGGAAGCUGCUUUGGAACAGUCGCCGGAGGAACCGGAGUCCAAGACACUCAAAGUUUCUGAUCUGGUACCAAACUCAGCGCCGCCAAGCAAGUACUCUUUUGCUUCAACUUAUGCCAAACCACCCCCCACACUGCCAUGUCUGGAGCGCGUCAAAGGCUUGACAGAGCGUAAGGGGCUGACAGAUGCCGAGAUUGAGGCUGCGGACCAGGCGCGUCGAAAUCAUGAGAUUGAUCAAGAUGAAAUUCUCUUAUCUGCGGCUCGCAUUGCAGCUGAGCAAUUAAAGAAUGGACCCAAGAUCUUCGACGCGUACGAUUCGCAACCUGCCAGCGAGCUGCGACGCUACUCCUACAGCCCCCAUAGAAGUUUCUCUGCAUCAACUCCAUACACACAGAGCAUGUCGCCUCCAGAACAGCCCAAUCACGGAUACAAGGUAGCCUAUGCUCCCGAUACCCCGCUGGGAUUGGGUCGAACCCUGUCUCGCACGGAACAGAGAAUCAGGCGAACAGGAGCUCACGGGCUGGCCUACAUUCCCCUCGAUUUCAGUAAAACGCAUGCCAAAUCUUUGGAUAACAAGGACAAGUUCUCUAAGAGCCGAUAG
This is a messenger RNA of Penicillium angulare, 3834 nucleotides long. RefSeq lists its product as uncharacterized. Gene Ontology annotation, biological process: mRNA export from nucleus. The record is from RefSeq and is a predicted model, not a curated record. The transcript is spliced from 6 exons. Gene Ontology annotation, cellular component: nucleus; transcription export complex 2; cytoplasm. The coding region runs from base 1 to 3834 and encodes 1277 amino acids. Lineage: Eukaryota; Fungi; Ascomycota; Eurotiomycetes; Eurotiales; Aspergillaceae.